This is a messenger RNA of Rhizophagus irregularis DAOM 181602=DAOM 197198, 1066 nucleotides long. NCBI's taxonomy places the organism in Eukaryota, Fungi, Glomeromycota, Glomeromycetes, Glomerales, Glomeraceae. The record is from RefSeq and is a predicted model, not a curated record.
AUGGUUUUUGAAUAUGCAAAUGGUGGAAAUUUUAUUAAUUAUAUUAAUAAUUAUGCUGUAAAUUGGUCUUGGCAUGAAAGAUUAGAAGCAUUAGAAAAUGUAAUUAAUGGUCUUAAAAUAAUUCAUGAAAAUGAUAUGGUUCAUCGUGAUUUUCAUACAGGAAACAUCUUAUCAUUUAUUAAUGUACAAGGUGGUGAUGAAAAUCUUGAUAGUUCAUUUUAUAUAUCAGAUAUGGGGUUAUGUGGAGAUGUUAGUAAUGUAGAUGAAACAAAACUUUAUGGGGUUAUGCCUUUUAUGUCACCUGAAGUAUUGAGAGGAAAUCCAUAUACUAAAGCGGCAGAUAUAUAUAGUUUUGGUAUGAUUAUGUAUUUCGUAGCAACUGGUAUGCAACCUUUCUUUAACUGUGCUCAUGAUGAAUUUUUAGUACUAAAUAUAUGUGAUGGAAUUAGACCUGAAAUAAAUGAACAAAAAGCACCAAAAUGUUAUAUUGAAUUAAUGAAAAGGUGUUGGGAUUCAGAUCCAAAUAACAGACCAAGUGCUAUUAAAAUAGAAGAAUUAAUUAAUUCUUUUAUGUAUCCUGAAAAUAAAGAAAUUAUAGUGCAAUUUAAAGAAGCGGAAGAAUAUAGGAAAGCAAAUUUUUUAUCUAUUAAAAAUAAUCAAUUAACUACUCAUUCACAAGCUUAUUAUACUUCUCGAUUACUCAAUCAAUUUACAAGAGUUCUUACUGAAUGUUUAGAUUGUUUAGACUGUUCAAUUGAUGAUUAAACUAAAAAGAAGAUUUAUAUUUUAUUCUGUAAAUUAAAUUAAACAUUAUAUUAUAAGAUAAAACAUAUAUAGUUAGACAUUUAUGCCAAGUUGCCAAUAUUAUUAUAUAGAAUUAUAGUAUUUAUUUUUUAUAUUUAAAAAUUAAUUUUAAAUGUAAAUGAAUCUAUUUUACUGACAAAUCGUUAAAAUUCCAUUUUAUUAUGGAAAUACUAAUACGGAAUUUUUAAUUUAAUAUGAUAUUUAAUGUGUACUGUUAGGAUUAUUUGACUUGUCAGGAUAUGAUAAUAAAUGAGGAAUUGGC